[Torrubiella] hemipterigena is the source of this 615-nucleotide messenger RNA. Lineage: Eukaryota; Fungi; Ascomycota; Sordariomycetes; Hypocreales; Clavicipitaceae. The record is from the annotation of a GenBank genome assembly.
AUGCAGAUCAUCUCUGUAGCGAGGUCGCUCCUCGCCGCCGCCGUUGCCUUCCAGGUCGCCGCCGCACACAACAUCGUCCUGCCGUCCCACGGCCUCGAAUGCUUCCACGAGAACCUCCGCAAGGAUGACAAGAUGACUGUUACCUUCCAGGUUGGCGAUCGCGAGUUCGGCAGCGCAGGCAACCUCGAUAUUGACUUCUGGAUCACCAACCCUAGCGGCCAAUACGAAAUCAACGAGCGCUCCAUCUCCAACGGCGACCACUCCUAUACCGCCCUCCAUGACGGCAAAUACACCUACUGCUUCGGCAACCAGCACUGGGGCGCCAACAGCAAGGAGGUCUCGUUCAACGUCCACGGCGUAGUCUACGUCAGCGAAAGCGAAUACCCCGUCGACCCCCUCGAGGCCGAAGUCCGUAAACUCUCCGAUCUCCUGGCCCAGGUCAAGGAUGAGCAGCAGUAUAUCGUUAUGCGUGAGCGCACCCACCGUAACACCGCCGAGUCCACAAACGCCCGUGUCAAGUGGUGGAACAUCUUCGUCAUCGGCCUCGUCGUUGGCGAGUCUGCCUUCCAGGUCUGGUGGCUGCGCCGCUUCUUCGAGGUGAAGCGUGUUGUUUAA